Molecule: messenger RNA, 3346 nt
Organism: Musa acuminata AAA Group (dessert banana)
Lineage: Eukaryota; Viridiplantae; Streptophyta; Magnoliopsida; Zingiberales; Musaceae
Product: expansin-A10-like
Exons: 3
Coding region: 2189-2941 (250 amino acids)
Biological process (GO): plant-type cell wall organization
Cellular component (GO): extracellular region
Source: RefSeq, a predicted model, not a curated record
CACUAUAGCUCGAAUAAAAAGGGCCGAAUAAGUUAAUACCCGUUAAAUGAAGGCCCAUUUGCAGCCCAUAUAACCCAAUUCAGAACGCAGGAGGCUCCGCGGCGGCACCGGACGAGGGUGCGGCCGCAGUCGAGGAAAUCGACGUCGUCCGGAUCGAGCACUCUGGCGGCGCCGCCGCCACGGCGAACGGUGGCGCUGAUGCAGGUUGCCGACCGGUGACGUCGCUGCCCGGGCUACGCACGGCCGUCGGCGCAGGAGCUGCCGCCGCCGUCGCUGCUGCUUGUCUGUACCCUAAAAAGAGUGCGGUUGCAUCGAUGACGAGCUCCAUGGGCAAGGGUAUACUAAAGAUUCAAUCUUUAUCUAGUUUUCACCUUUCUAGUCAGUGCUGCGAAACCUGCAAUGCACUGCUUGAAACACUGCAAUGCCUCACGCCACUUGGUGAGUACUUGAUGAUCACAGAAGGCCUCUUCUUGCGGUAGAAGAUUGAGACAAAAUUGACCUUCUUGUUCUUCGGGAGAGUCACGUAAGAUCCACAAGACCAAGGAAUAGGUACACUGCCAACCUUCCUAGUUCAACUCAGUAGGUGUUUAGGUACAUGCCUUUGUCAAACUCCAACACCUAAAGAUGACCAUAAGACACUGCCAUUCUAUCAUGUUAAUUGAUACUUCCUAAAUCUUAGGAAAGGACACGACUUCAUUCUGAUAUUUCAUGCAUCGAAGAAAACGAGAACCUGUGUUUGGCGAUUAUCUAUUGCCUGUGAUCCAACUCUGUAAAUUGCUGAAAAAAAAGUUCAAUCUACAUCAAGUUGGUAACUGUGGGUUGAUUACAGCAGAUUGAAUAUUGUUGGUAAAUGACUUGGAGAACCCACCUCCUUUUCUCUACUACAACUUGGUAUGAAUUCUUGGGCAGGUCCAUGAAAACAAAUCCUUAAAACAGUGGAAAGAGUGGAGUCGAAGAUACCCAAGAUUGUGGUGGAGUACCAAAGCUGAGAUCAUGAGCAGGGAGAACGAAAAUAUCCAUGGAUGAAUGGAAAGGAAAAGUGCAGCAAAAGGAGUGGUGGUUGGAGAAUGGCAUUGAUUUAAAGGUAUUAUAAUAGGAGUGUCGGUUAUGGACAGUUGAAAGUGCUACAUGUGUCCAACCUUCCACAGUAUAAUGCUUUGGGAGGUCAAAGGUUGCAACUGAGUCAGCAAUGGCUCCCGACAUCCAUCAGUAUUAGGUUUGAUAACUGCAAGUGCACGAGAACCUGAUCUCAGAAUUCAGAUUUGCUUCUUAUUUUUGUCUCCAAUGUAGCAUCUGAUACCAGUGGAUUGGAUUUGUGCCAGAGCUCAGCAGCCAAAUUCCAAGGAAUUAAGCUGCUGCUACUCUUGUUCUGAGAAGAGGGAGGAAAAUUAUUGUAGUGAGUUGGAGUUUGAAUGUAAUCAUGAUGCUGUGUCACCCCCAAUUCGUGUGCUUCAUGACCCAAUCUCUUUCUUGUACUGAAGCUGAAGCUUUAUGAGAUUACAGAGUCAUAAAUUUUCUGCUACCUGUAAUCCAAGAUGAAAUGUUAAAGGUAGCAUUUUCAACAAAUAGCUCUGCAGAAGGGGAAGAACAGAAUUGAGGAGCCAAUUGAUCAUACAAAAAGUUGCCACUUUGGUGAUAUGAGAGGACUAAUUAGCUGAACACCAAACUGUGUUUUGCCUGAGAGGUUCUUUCUUUCAUUUUCUUGUAUGAUCAGAAAAGAAUAUUCUUUGAGUGUCAUGAACUUUAGUAAAUCUGGAAGUGCCAUCCUGGUCUGAUUCAGCAAAAGAUAUGGGAUGAUUAGCCUACUAAUAUUCCUGUUGAAAAGGCAUAGGGCUUCACACACACAAACAUGUGACUCUCAAUACAGCAACUCUGCAUACACUGUCCUUUAAGCAAUAUGUCUUCUUCUUUUGUGGGGAGUGGUGAUUUCUCACCAAUUAAAUGUACCUUCAAAACCACAAGAUUUCAAUUCCAUCACCAACUUCCUGUCCAGAGAUGUUAGUUGGAAUCCUGCCACUCUCAUUUAACUGUCCUGCUUAAGCCUUCACAGUUAUGUGUCAGUCGAUUGGAAGGUUGAAAAGGCAGGCGAUCAUCUAUUUAUGCCUCCAUCAGCUGCCUCCUCGAGCAAACCAGAGCUUCUGCUUCCUCUCUUCCCUUACUCUUUGUCUCCUGCUUCCAAGUAAGGAGAAUGACUUCUCUUGGUCUGGUUCUGGUUGCCUUUCACUCGGUGUUCUCUGCUGCAUACGGGUAUGGACACGGAGGGGGAUGGUCUGCUGCUCAUGCUACCUUCUAUGGAGGAAGUGAUGCGUCUGGGACAAUGGGUGGAGCUUGCGGCUACGGCAACUUGUACAGCCAGGGCUACGGCACCAAUACCGCAGCCCUGAGCACUGCCCUCUUCGACAACGGGCUCAGCUGCGGCGCCUGCUACGAAAUGAAGUGCGUGAAUGAGCCGCAGUGGUGCCUGCCGGGCUCCAUCGUUGUCACAGCCACCAACUUCUGCCCACCCAACGAUGCCCUCCCCAACAACAACGGCGGCUGGUGCAAUCCUCCCCUGCGGCACUUUGACCUCUCCCAGCCCGUCUUCCUGCGCAUUGCCCGGUACAGGGCUGGCAUUGUGCCCGUCGCUUACAGAAGGGUCCCGUGCAGUAGAAGGGGAGGAAUCAGGUUCACCAUCAAUGGCCACUCCUACUUCAACCUCGUGCUCAUCACCAACGUGGGAGGAGCCGGAGAUGUGCAUGCUGCGUCCGUCAAGGGGUCCAGCACUGGGUGGCACCCCAUGUCCAGGAACUGGGGCCAGAACUGGCAGAGCAACACCUACCUCGAUGGCCAGGCGUUGUCCUUUAAGGUCACCACAAGCGAUGGCGUGUCUGUGGUCUCCUUCAAUGUGGUUCCUGCAACCUGGUCUUUUGGCCAGACCUUCAGUGGUGGCCAGUUUGCUUGAUUCCUUUUAACCCUUGCAACAGCAUCGGGUUAGUAGGAGCCAGUCGUUGAGUCACCAUGGCUGCGGAGUCAUGGGUUCCGGUAAGAAGAGCUUGUUUUACUUCGGCUCUUCAUAAUAUCAAGUGAUGAGUUCCAUCUUGAGAGGCCUUUGGGCUGGUCAUGAAGGAGAAGAGCGGGAUGGAUGCUGCUCUUCCCUUUUGGGCAGCGGUGGAAUCCUACCACCCGCCCAGUUGCAACUGAGUCAAAAGUCCUUUUUAAUUUCUUCUUCUUCUUCUUCUUUCUUUCUUUGUGUUUACCUUUUGCUGUUUGUGCUCUUAACUCACUGUUGGGAGCUUAAAAAGAGAGUUCCUCCCAGGAAUAAUCACUGCAAGUCUUCCUAUCUGGUAAUGGAGUUCAUAUUAUCUUC